AGUCAGUGUAGCUGUUCUCUAGUUGUGCGAUUAACGUUGUACCAAAACGGCACGCCUGCAAAAAAAUAGCAAUUUCCAUACAGCUGAAACGAGUGAAGAAAAACAGAAUAUUAUCAGCAAAUCUCCGAGACGUCUCAUCUGAAAGCUGGGAUCGCUGCUUGCAGGCUACCCGCACAGCUGCUGCACGCCUAGCCAGCACACCGCAGCAAACUUAGCUCAAGAUCACACUUUUGUCCGAGUGUGUGUGACUGUUCCCGUUUGCGUGCGCGUUGCUCUCAGAGGAUGGCACAGGAAGGAGACGCCUGAAGGAGAAGGUGGAUCAAGGAACGAGGAUCAAGUGAAUACCCUUCGAAUUUCCAGUGGAACAGCAGCCUUGUUUUGAGGCUCAUAUGAGAGAUUCAGAUGUAAAGGUUGAGAGCUGCAGUCAUGGAGGCCACAACCGUACUUCCUGUUUUGAAGAAGAAGCUGGCUUUUUUGUCAGGGGGCAAGGACAGACGCAGCGGCCUGAUCCUCACCAUCCCACUGUGCACGGAGCAGACCAGCAUGGAGGAGCUCAGCUCCACCCUCGACUACCUGCUCAGCAUCCCCAGUGAUAAAUGCAAGGCGCGAGGCUUCACGGUGAUUGUGGACGGCAGGAAGUCCCAGUGGAAUGUAGUGAAGACGGUGGUGCUGAUGCUGCAGAACGUAAUACCAGCAGAGGUGUCCUUGGUGUGCGUGGUCAAGCCCGAUGAAUUCUGGGACAAGAAGGUGACCCACUUCUGCUUCUGGAAGGAGAAGGACAGGCUGGGCUUUGAGGUCAUUCUCGUAUCUGCCAACAAGCUCACACGCUACAUUGAGCCGUGCCAGCUGACAGAGGAGUUCGGGGGAAGUCUCAUUUAUGAUCACAUGGACUGGCUGAACAAAAGACUGGUCUUUGAGAAAUUCACCAAAGAGUGUACAUCACUCCUGGAUGAGCUGGCCAUCAUCAACGAGAACGAGAAAGGAAGCCAUCCGGACAAAGACAGGCCCCCAGAUGGUGCCUUUUUGCCAUCGUUUGACCCUGAAACCGUCCUGCAGACAGGGCACGAGCUGCUGUCUGAGCUGCAGCAGCGGCGGUUUAACGGCUCAGAGGGGGGUACGGCCUGGUCCCCGAUGGACGACGAGCUGCUGGCCCAGCCGCAGGUGAUGAAGCUGCUGGACUCCCUGAGGGAGCAGUACACCAGGUACCAGGAGGUGUGCAGGCAGCGCAGCAAGCGCUCGCAGCUGGAGGAGAUCCAGGCCAAGGUCAUGCAGGUGGUGAACUGGCUGGAGGGCCCCGGCACGGAGCAGCUCAGCAGGCAGUGGGGGAUCGGGGACUCCAUCAGGGCAUCCCAGGCACUGCAGCAGAAACACGAGGAGAUCGAGAGCCAGCACAGCGAGUGGUUCGCGGUGUACGUGGAGCUGAACCAGCAGAUCGCGGCCCUCCUGAGCGCGGGGGACGAGGAGGACCUGGUGGAGCUGAAGGGUCUGCAACAGCAGCUGAGUGACGUGUGCUACAGGCAGGCCAGCCAGCUGGAGUUCAGACAGAACGUGCUGCAGUCCGCCCACGACUUCCACGGCACCGCCCAGGACUUGUCGCAGCAGCUGGAUGGGCUACUGGGCAUGCUCUGUUCAGAUGUAGCGCCGGCUGAUGGAGCCGCCAUCCAGCAGACUCUGAAGCAUCUGGAGGAAAAGCUCAAGAGUGUGGAGGGCGCUCUGCAAGGUCUGAGGGAAAAAGGCCAAGUUCUGCUCAACCAGAUCUCCACCCAGACGUCCUGGGCGUAUGGGAAAGACCUCAGCAUCGAAAACAAGGAGAACGUUGACCACGUCCAGAGCAUCAUGGAGGACAUGCAGCUCCGCAAACAGAGGUGUGAGGACAUGGUGGACGUGAGGAGGCUGAAGAUGCUGCAGAUGGUCCAGCUCUUUAAGUGCGAGGAGGAUGCUGCACAGGCAGUGGAGUGGCUCGGGGAGCUGCUGGAUGCUCUGCUGAAGACUCAUAUCAGACUGGGAGACGACACACAGGAGUCCAAAAUCCUGCUGGAGAAACACAAAAAAUUUGUAGAUGUUGCUCAGAGCACCUAUGACUACGGCCGGCAGCUGCUGCAGGCCACGGUGGUGCUGUGCCAGUCGCUGCGCUGCACCACCCGCUCCUCCGGAGACACCCUGCCCCGCCUCAACCGCGUCUGGAAGCAGUUCACCGUCAGCGCCGACGAGCGGCUGCAGCGGCUGGAGAUGGCCUGCUCCUUCCACACCGCGGCCGAGAAGAUACUGAAGGAGGGCCCGGAGCAGGCCGAGGCUGGUCAGGACCUGGAGGCUUUUGAGGAGGUGGAGGCCAUGGGGACCGCUCUGCUGGAGAGGCUCACCGUGCCGGUGGUUUUCCCUGAUGGGAGCGAGCAGUUCUUUGGCAGCCCCAGUGACAUGGCCUCAUCCGCCGAGCACAUCCGAGACAGAAUGAGGCUGGUGGAGGAGAAGAGGCCGCAGCAGGAACAGGAAGAGGAGCAGGAAGAGGAACAGGGAGAGGAACAGGGAGAGGAGCAGGGAGAAGAACAGGAAGAGGAGCGGGAAGAGGAGCAGGAAGGGGAGCAGGAAGAGGAGGAGCUGCGGCAGGAGGAGGCGGGGCAGCAGCAGGAAGUGGGCGGGGAGUCUGAGAUGGCAUCCCAGGACAGCUAGUGGCACCCCUACGGCGGCCGUAAAAAAAAAAAAAAAAAAAUUUAAAAAAGGGCGGGGCACACCACGGUCAGCGCAGCGCUCGGCCAUCACGAGGUGGUCACGGUUUCCAUAGCAGCCAGGCGCCACCAUCAGGCCUCCCCAGCAUCCUGCCACUAUACUCUGCCUUGCCGAGCUGUGUUAGCGUGUCGCACACAGCUGAAAAUGUCCUGCCUGCUCCUGUUCCGUCGCUUACAUGUGGAGGACCAGGAAAACGAGGGAGCGCACUGAACCCCAAAGGCCUUCUCUCACCCUUAACUGCCCAUGCGGGCAGGCAGCUCCAGCUUACAGGGUGCUACUACAUGUACAGAACUCUCCAUCUCUGUCCUUGUUUCACCUGGUGCUGUAAGAUUUUUAGGGCUUAGGGAAAACUUGUUUUUGGACUGUAAGCAGUGUUUUUUAUAUAUGUAUAUUUUUUAUUAAUUGGUAAUAACUUGCCGCAUCUUAAUUGUGCCAAUGCACAGACCCAUACUAAAGGCUUUGAUACUGGUGUAAACUGCCUACUCUACUGUUUUUAGGUAUGUACCGACUGUAUAUUAUGCAUAUUUAUGUCAGCUGGCUUUUAAAAAAAAGUUCAAAAUGCUGUGACGCUUUUGUGUGUCGAGGUACAGUUUAAGAGCAGAGCUUUGUUUGAUAUCUGAGAUUAGAAUCUUAUGAGUUUUAUUACAAUUUAAUGAGAAUGAAA
Megalops cyprinoides (Indo-Pacific tarpon) is the source of this 3388-nucleotide messenger RNA. Its product is annotated as SEC14 domain and spectrin repeat-containing protein 1-like. Bases 427 to 2667 code for a protein of 746 amino acids. NCBI's taxonomy places the organism in Eukaryota, Metazoa, Chordata, Actinopteri, Elopiformes, Megalopidae. The transcript is spliced from 19 exons. The record is from RefSeq and is a predicted model, not a curated record.